AAACCAUAGACACCGAUCGAAAAAGUCACUUCCUGUUCUACCGCAACGAGUCGUGAGCGGAGAACUUCGACUACCACGGGCCUCUAUCUAUUCGUCUGCCAUAGUUAUAAGAAUUCGUAAAACAUGUCGCUCAUCUCAGCCCGUAUUGCCGGCUCAGUAGCCAGGCGUUUGCCCAAUGCAGCUUCGCAGGUAUCGAAGGUCGCGGGUGUCGCGGCACCCGCUGUGGCGGUUGCCUCGCGCAACUUCCAUGUGUCUCCCACCCAGAAGGCCGCCGAAAUCUCCACUAUUUUGGAGGAAAGGAUCCUGGGUGCCGCUCCCAAGGCUGACUUGGAGGAGACUGGCCGUGUAUUGAGCAUUGGUGACGGUAUUGCCCGUGUCUAUGGCUUGAAGAACAUCCAGGCCGAGGAGAUGGUGGAAUUCUCCUCUGGUCUUAAGGGUAUGGCCCUCAACUUGGAGCCCGACAACGUGGGUGUGGUAGUAUUCGGUAACGACAAGCUGAUCAAGGAAGGAGACAUUGUCAAGCGUACCGGAGCCAUCGUAGACGUGCCCGUCGGUGAACAGCUGUUGGGUCGCGUAGUCGACGCUCUGGGUAACGCCAUCGACGGCAAGGGCCCCAUUGACACCAAGAGCCGUAUGCGUGUCGGUAUCAAGGCUCCCGGUAUCAUCCCCCGUGUGUCUGUGCGCGAGCCUAUGCAGACUGGUAUCAAGGCCGUCGACUCUCUGGUACCCAUCGGUCGUGGACAGCGUGAGCUGAUCAUUGGUGACCGUCAGACCGGCAAGACUGCCCUGGCCAUCGACACCAUCAUCAACCAGCAGCGUUUCAACAAGGGACAGGAUGAGAAGAAGAAGCUGUACUGCAUCUACGUCGCCAUCGGACAGAAGAGGUCCACCGUCGCUCAGAUCGUGAAGAGGUUGACUGACGCUGGUGCCAUCAACUACACCAUCAUUGUGUCCGCCACCGCCUCCGACGCCGCUCCCCUGCAGUACUUGGCUCCCUACUCUGGCUGCGCCAUGGGAGAGUUCUUCCGUGACAACGGCAAGCACGCCCUCAUCAUCUACGACGAUUUGUCCAAGCAGGCCGUUGCCUACCGUCAGAUGUCCCUGCUGCUGCGUCGUCCCCCAGGUCGUGAGGCCUACCCCGGUGAUGUGUUCUACCUCCACUCUCGUCUUCUCGAGCGUGCCGCCAAGAUGUCCGACAAGAUGGGUGGUGGUUCCCUGACCGCCCUGCCCGUCAUCGAGACCCAGGCUGGUGACGUAUCUGCCUACAUUCCCACCAACGUGAUUUCCAUUACUGACGGUCAGAUCUUCUUGGAGACUGAGCUCUUCUACAAGGGUAUCCGUCCCGCCAUCAACGUCGGUCUGUCUGUAUCCCGUGUAGGAUCUGCUGCCCAGACCAAGGCCAUGAAGCAGGUGGCUGGUUCCAUGAAGCUGGAGUUGGCCCAGUACCGUGAGGUCGCUGCCUUCGCUCAGUUCGGUUCCGACUUGGACGCCGCCACCCAGCAACUGCUGAACCGUGGUAUGCGUCUGACUGAGCUGCUGAAGCAGGGACAGUAUGUGCCCAUGGCCAUUGAGGAACAGGUCGCCAUCAUCUACUGUGGUGUCCGUGGUCACCUCGACAAACUUGACCCCAGCAAGAUCACUGGCUUCGAGAAGGAGUUCACCCAGCACAUCAAGACCAGCCACCAGGGUCUGCUGGCUACCAUCGCCAAGGACGGUCAGAUCACCCCCGAGUCUGACGCCGCCCUCAAGAAGAUCGUUACAGACUUCCUCGCUACCUUCACCCAGGCGGCGCAAUAAACGUCUAGCUUUUACGAACUCUGGCUUUGACAAGAGAUUGUGAGUCGCAUUUAGGACAAAUCAUCUAAUCCCUACGUAGCGCAGUCUCAUGUCAAACACCAUUGUAUGUUUACGGCCAGCUAAUGGAAGCAUUCUUGUCAGCUAAUGUUUCAAGAGGAUGGUGAUGCUUCCAUCAGUGGUCUAGUAGUAGUUGUCAUUUCGUAAGGACUGUAUUGAAUGUUGAUACAAUCAUGGAAUGUAUUUAUCUCGAACGUCAGGAGUGGUUAUAUAUUAAUAAAUAUCAUAAAAUACAGUAA
Messenger RNA from Spodoptera frugiperda (fall armyworm), 2093 nucleotides. It is a transcript of the gene blw, whose product is annotated as ATP synthase subunit alpha, mitochondrial. Lineage: Eukaryota; Metazoa; Arthropoda; Insecta; Lepidoptera; Noctuidae. Gene Ontology annotation, biological process: proton transmembrane transport; proton motive force-driven ATP synthesis. Bases 124 to 1797 code for a protein of 557 amino acids. The record is from RefSeq and is a predicted model, not a curated record. Gene Ontology annotation, molecular function: ADP binding; proton-transporting ATP synthase activity, rotational mechanism; ATP binding. The transcript is spliced from 10 exons.